CGUUGAUGUACCGUCACAGUUCUCCAGUGAAUGGAGCUAAAGGCGGAGAAAGCAGUGUGAGUUGAGCAGAGAGCAGCCAGCGCGCUUUCGCUUCAUCAGCUCCGACUCCAGAAGUUUGACUUUUUCCAGCAGAAAUCCAGCAGGAUGGGGAUCAGAAAGAAAAGUAACAAAAACCCUCCGGUUCUGAGCCACGAGUUCAUCAUCCAGAACCACGCAGACAUAGUCUCCUGUGUGGCCAUGCUGUUCCUGCUGGGGCUCAUGUUUGAGAUCACGUCAAAGAUUGCAGUUUUGUUUAUAACUGUCCAAUACAAUGUCACAGUAACAGCAAGUGAAGGCUCAGAGGAAACGGCUGUAAAUUAUUUCCACCAUGGUCUGAAGGACAUGGCCACCAUCUUCUUCUACAUGCUGGUGGCCAUAAUCAUGCACGCCAUAAUCCAGGAGUACGUUCUUGAUAAAAUCAACAGGAAGAUGCACUUCUCCAAGACCAAACACAGCAAAUUUAAUGAGUCUGGCCAGCUGAGUGCCUUCUACCUGUUCUCGUGCGCGUGGGGUGCCAGCAUUCUGUUCUCCGAAAAUAUCCUGUCCAACCCGGUCAGUUUGUGGGAAGGCUACCCUCACACGCUGAUGCUGUUCCAAAUGAAGUUUUACUACAUCUGUCAGCUCGGCUACUGGCUCCAUGCUCUUCCUGAACUCUACUUCCAGAAGAUCAAGAAAGAGGACAUUCCCCGUCAGCUGGUUUAUAUCAGUUUGUACCUCGUCCACAUUGCAGGGGCUUACAUCCUCAAUCUGAAUCGUCUGGGUCUGGUGCUGCUGGUGCUGCAUUACUUUGUGGAACUUCUCUUCCACCUGUCAAGGAUCAUUUACUUCAGCAAUGAGGAGAGACAGGCGGGGUUUGGUGUGUGGGCUGUGCUCUUCGUGCUGGCUCGUUUGCUGACUCUCUCUCUGUCAGUGCUGACUGUGGGCUUUGGCCUGGCUGGAGCUGAACAGCAAGGACUCAGCCUCAGCGAGGGAAACUUUAACGUGCUCUUCAUCAGGGUGACGGUACUGGCUGCUAUUUGCACCUCUCAGGCCUUUAUGAUGUGGAAAUUCAUCAACUUCCAGCUGCGGCGGUGGAGAGAGCACGCUCAGACCACGGCCAUAAAGAAGAAAUCAUCAUCUGCCAAGGGCAAGUCCAGGAAAGCCAAUGGUGUGAACGGAUCUGUCAGUGCUAACGGAGCCGAUUCUCCACGAGUGAAGAAGGAGAAAUCCACAUAAAUGACCCUCUGCUGUCCAUUUCUGCUUCUCCAGCCCAUUUCCAGAUCAUUCCCCAGCACAGUGCUCCUCAGUGCUGGUCCAGGAGAGCCCCUGCACUGCAGGUUUGACUUUUCCUGCUCUAGCUGAACCUGAUUCAACCUCUGGUCUAAUCUGUGAUCCCUUUAUGAUGCGACACGGCAGGAAAAAGUGGAAAACGUGCAUUGCACAGGCUCCACAAGUCUGGGACAGACCUUGUGCCCUUCUUGCCUAAGUGAAAAAUGUACUGCCCUUUGCUCAGUUUACUAGAUCUCACAAACCUCAUUUAAUAUCUACAGCUGUAAGAAGAGGGCAUGUGGUCUUUUUUUUUUUUUUUUUUUUUUUUUUCUUUUGAAUGGGCUUUGUAUUUCCUCCCAGAUCGAAAGGGGUCCAAGCGCUGCGUGCUUUUGUAUGCUUGAAGCUUCAUCCAACAAUUCCGAACAUGCAUUUCAAACCAUUGUUCAGCUGUGCCAAUACAAGACAAAUAAAAACUGCCUAAAAGUGCCUAACUAUACCAAAACGUUGAUAUUUCUGUGUUUGAGCAGGUAUAAAAUAGGAACAUGGAAAAGAUUCAGGUGCUCUAAUAGGAUUUCAAGGUGCGAGUGCGUGUUCGUUUGUGUAUGUUCUACGUUUGGAGCACCAGCGAAAGUCUUAUUGCCUAAAUUUGUGUAAUUAUUGUUAGAGCUAAUGUAGCCCUCUAGAAAACAUCUAUCAUUAAAGUUAUUUUUACUCUGUUAUAAUUUUGCACUGCAGUGCUCUGCUAGUCUACUGCCAAAACACUUUUGUCCAUACAUAGGAAUUCAUGUUAUAAUUUUAGAGAAAAUAUUUUGCCUUUUUCCUUCCAUGUGGGCAAAUACAUUGUGCUUGUAUUUGGUACAGCUAGCUCAUUUUCUUAAGAAUUUAUUUUGUUCUAAGAAAAACAAUAAACGGUGAUUGAAAUACAAAUCUGAA
This is a messenger RNA of Pygocentrus nattereri (red-bellied piranha), 2220 nucleotides long. It is a transcript of the gene tram1, whose product is annotated as translocation associated membrane protein 1. NCBI's taxonomy places the organism in Eukaryota, Metazoa, Chordata, Actinopteri, Characiformes, Serrasalmidae. Gene Ontology annotation, biological process: SRP-dependent cotranslational protein targeting to membrane, translocation; protein insertion into ER membrane. The coding region runs from base 145 to 1254 and encodes 369 amino acids. Gene Ontology annotation, cellular component: endoplasmic reticulum membrane. The transcript has 11 exons. The record is from RefSeq and is a predicted model, not a curated record.